Camelina sativa (false flax) is the source of this 1784-nucleotide messenger RNA. Its product is annotated as zinc finger CCCH domain-containing protein 68-like. Gene Ontology annotation, molecular function: metal ion binding. NCBI's taxonomy places the organism in Eukaryota, Viridiplantae, Streptophyta, Magnoliopsida, Brassicales, Brassicaceae. The record is from RefSeq and is a predicted model, not a curated record.
UCAAAAUCGUUUAGUUUCGUUUGUGAGAAGACUUCUUGUUAUUGUGAUUUUUUUUUUUUUUUGACUAGUCUUCUUAACCCAAAAAAAAAGAAGAAGAAAGAGUCUAAUCAUAUAAUAUUAGAGAGAGAGAGAGAAAUAAAAGAAAAUAUGAAGAAGAAAACAUCAGGAAGAGUGUCAUGGGCAUCAGAGAGUAGGCUUUGUCAGGUAAAGAUGUUUCUAACUGAAGAUUGUCCCGCUAAAGUUUCAUCAUCCAAUCUUCUUCCUCCUGGAUUUGAAGCUACUGUGUUUCCAUCCACGCGUAACAACAACAUUCCUCGUAUCAAAUGGAAACGCCCCCCUAAGUUUAUCAUUAAUGAUGCUUUGCUUGUCGGGAGUGGUGGUGACAGCACCGAAACUCUUUCUGAGAACUUGAGGAUUUCUAAAGUCUUGGAAGCCUUCUAUCCCCAUCGCUCUGUCAUCCCUACUCGUCCUUCCGUCUCAUCCGCUGUAGCAGAAGCACACUACGACGACAGCACUACUCCUAGUAUCCCUCUCGCUUUCAUUGAAGACGAACCUGAGCCUCCUUUACAAUCUUCUCAUGAUUUCAAUGCUGUCUCUCUUCUUGGACCACAGUUGAGUCUCGCUGCUUCUGCAGCUUUGUCUUCGUUAACCAAGGAACAGGGCUCUCAGGUCGAUGCUCAUUUACUUGUCAAGUUACUCAGUGACCCCAUUAUCGUCCACAACCUGUUGAAUGGUAAACCACUUGAAACUGCUAAUCAUGUUACUACUCCAAACACUGACUUCGCCAAACCUACUACACGUGCCAUGGACACAACAAACCCACCUCCUCCUAUUGGUGUGCCUCAUAACGUACCUGUUUCUGUUCAAUCCUGUGCUACAGAUCCCCCACUCCCCAAACCCACUUUGCCCAUGUCCACUGCUCUGUCAAUGAAACCGCCGACCCUGGUUGUUCACACCUAUCCAUUGUCUUCUGGGAUCAAACCAUUGCCAAGACUCGAAGAUUCUUCUUACACAGCUGCUCCCUUGAAACCAAGCCCAGUUGAUAAUGCUCUAGUCUCGGAACAAAACAAACAACAACCCCUUAACAUGUCGUCCACUUGGGACAUGAACAGGGGACCAGAAUCAGCAGCGCAAACUGAAACAGCUCCUCAAAUCCGUAAUGGUAAUACAAACCGGGAUGAUCAGGUGUCUGCAGAACCCGUGAAAAAUCAAGACUACUACAAGAACCUCAUUAGGGAACAUGGGGUAGUCAGUCCGGCAACAAAUGAAAAUAACAAUUACAAAGGUAGAGUUGAUGAUAACAUGAAAGUCGUAAAGGUUAAUAAGAUUCAGAAACCGUGCAUGUUCUUUAACAGACCCAAAGGGUGUAGGCUGGGCGAGAGUUGCUUGUAUCUUCACGGACGCUCUAAAAGGUCGUGGACUGAUGUUGCACCUCGCUUUCCCAGAGCUAAGAGACUCAAGUUUGGUUCGUAAAACAACUACGGGUAUCACUCACGUCAAACUUAACCCCAAUCGAUUCAUGUCUGAAAUAUUGGUAAAUAGCUUCAUCCAAAUUCUGACAAGUUUGUUUGACAAGUUUCCCAAAGUUAGUCAUCCGUCUUCUUUUUCUUCUCUUUUUGCCGUUACAUUCUUUUGGCCAUCUACAAGGUUAACACUUCUAACACUUCGACCAAGGGUUUUGAGACGGAAUUAAACCGUUUACUUCUAGGCUUUUAGCACACGGAUUAUGAUAAUUUAAUAAUCCUAAGAACAAUGGUGGUGAUAUCUCUAAACCCUUAAUUCAA